Molecule: messenger RNA, 1469 nt
Organism: Anastrepha obliqua
Lineage: Eukaryota; Metazoa; Arthropoda; Insecta; Diptera; Tephritidae
Gene: Fkbp59
Product: FK506-binding protein 59
Exons: 10
Coding region: 80-1279 (399 amino acids)
Molecular function (GO): protein binding; peptidyl-prolyl cis-trans isomerase activity
Source: RefSeq, a predicted model, not a curated record
AAGAAGAAGAGUGAUUUAAUCACAUUGGUUGAGCAGCUUGAAACGUUUGAGUUUAUAGAUAUUCACUAAACCAUUUAAAAUGUCUGAAAAUAAGAAAAUUGAUUUAUCUGGCGAUGGUGGAGUAUUGAAGGAGAUAAUACAAGAAGGGCACGGGGAAGAGCACCCAUUAAAUGGGUGCAAGGUUUCAUUGCACUAUACCGGAAAAUUAGUUGAUGGGACUGUAUUUGAUUCGAGUGUGGAACGUGAACCGUUUGAGUUUGACUUGGGGAAAGGCCAUGUCAUUAAGGCUUUUGAUAUGGGCGUAGCGACAAUGAAAUUGAAUGAAAAAUGCAAACUAACAUGCGCUCCUGACUAUGCUUAUGGUGCAGCUGGAAGCCCACCCAGCAUUCCGCCAAAUUCGACACUAAUAUUUGAGUUGGAAAUGCUCGGCUGGAAAGGGGAAGAUGUUAGCCCAAAUAAGGACGGUAGCAUUGAGAGAUACAUUGUCGAAGUCAGUGAUAAGAAACGAUCACCUGGUGAGGGUGCUCUGGUUAAAGCCCAUAUAACCGGCAAAUACAAUGGAAAUAUUUUUGAGGAUCGCGAUGUUGAGUUUGAUUAUGGCGAAGGCUGUGACUGUGGAGUUAUAGAAGGAGUUGAAAUCGCACUGGAAAAAAUGACGGUUGGAGAAACCUCAAAAUUGAAAAUCCAAGGGAAAUAUGCUUUCGGAAGCAAAGGGAACGAUAAUUUCAACAUUCCUCCUAAUUCCACGGUGGAGUAUAUUGUCAAGCUGAUUGAUUGUGAAAAGGGCUUAGAAGAAUGGAAAUUAACUGAGGAGGAAAGAUUGCAGCAGGCUGAAUUGUAUAAAGCUAAGGGAACAAAAUACUUUUCAAAACAGAAUUAUGCUUUGGCCAUAAAAAUGUAUAAAAAGUGCACAGAAAUUAUUUCAGAAAUUGAUAAUGAUGAAUCUAAGAAACUUAAGAUAGCAUCAAACAGCAAUAUAGCUUUAUGUUACCAGAAAUCGAAUGAUUACUUCGAAGGAAAGCAAGCAUGCAAUGAAGCCCUCAAAUUGGAUCCUGUUAAUAUCAAAGCGCUCUUCCGACGAGGCCAAUGUAAUCUAGCUAUAAAUGAAUUUAAAGAAGCUUUAGAUGAUUUCGAAAAGGUGAUCGAGUUGGAACCUACCAAUAAAGCGGCCAUUAAUCAGAUACAGAUUUGCAGACAACGAAUAAAAGAAGCUAACGAUAAGGAGAGGAAAAUUUAUGCAAAUAUGUUCAAAAAAUUAUCUGCCGCUGAUAAACAGUGAUUUUUAAAUAAAUAUAAUCGCAUAGCCAACACCAAAUACCGAGCCAGAUGUUUUAACCAAAUGCGGUGAAUGGACAGAUGAAGAUGCAAAGCGAGAAGUGGAUUUGGCAUUCGAGCGGGAUAAUAAUAUUGUUAUGAUAUAAAUUUUAAACUAUUAUAGCUUAAUAAAAUAAUACUUAAUGCAAUAACAA